AUGGAUCUGUAUGAUUAUGAUCCAGUGACUCAUAUUAAUGAUAUCUUUGACACACCAGAAACCUUGAAUCAUUUGCCACAAGCGUUAUCUCACAUACAUCAAUACAAACUACAACUAAAUGGUCGUAUCAAUACAUUGAAAUCGGAGUAUGAUUCGAGCACCGAAAUAGAUAAUGACAUAAAACAACUAGUCACAAACAUCAAGGAUGUGAAAGAUAGUGCAAAUUCUACAAAAUCCACAAUUGCAUCAAUGACUAGUUCGAUUCAAAAAUUGGAUUCAUGCAAAAAGAAUCUUGUAUUAUCAAUGACGGUGUUUAAAAGGUUGCAAAUGUUGGUUAAUGUCAAUAAUGAUCUAAAAGAGAUUCUCCCUACGCGAAACUAUGAAGAGAUAUAUCAAAGGUUAGGAGUAAUGAAGGAACUACUUCAAUUUUUCCAACCUUACAAGUCAAUUGAUUUGAUUAAUGAAAUCAAUUUGAUGACAAUGUUUACUCAGAAUAAACUAGUCGAUGACAUUUUUCUCGAUUUUGAGGAGUUUUUAAAACGUGAUAGUAGAGGAGGAGGAGGAGGAGGAGGAGGAGGAGGAGGAGGAGGAGGCAGUGGCUCAAAACUGGAGCAGAAUCUACUUUAUGGAGCUAAAACGUUGGAGAUGAUUGACGACAAAAACAAGACCAAAUUGCUAAAUUGGUUUCACAAUCUACAACUACGAGAUUUAAAGAACAUUUUCAGUCAAUCCGAUGAAGCGGGAUCAAUUGAAAACUUGGGUCGAAGAUUCAUCUACUUCAACAAGAUUUUGGAUGAAGUAAAGCAGUACGCAAUUUUCCCACAAGAUUGGAAUGUAACUAUGGACAUCAUUGAUGAGUUUUGCAAGAUAACCAAACUGGAUCUCGCCAGUACUUUACAAAACAAGAAAAUUGAUUCCGGUACAUUACUUGACAAUUUGACAAAGACUAUUGAGUUUGAAAAGAAACUCAAUGCUGAAUAUCCUCGAGACGGUUCCGAGUUUAACAUAUCGUCCGUUUUUGAACCGUAUUUGUCCAUAUGGAUACAAGAACAAGAUAAGAUGUUGAGUGCUAAAUUUCUUGAAUUUGCUUCUACUUCACAAUUACCGCUGGAAUUAGCCAAAGACAUCACGGCAAAUGUACCUAAUAUCUCCAUCACAUCAACUGAGCUUUUUAAAGUUUAUCACAAACUUUUAUCACAAAUUUUGAAAUUGAGCAAUGGAGAAAUCAUCACUUCCUUGGCAAGAUUGUUUAACAAAUAUUUGUUUGAAUACCUCAACCGAAUCUUGACACCAAUGCUUCCUCGUAAUGAUGAUGAUAUUGCCGGAGUAGACGCAAUCAAGUAUCUCACUUUAUUACUAAAUACAGGUGACUAUAUGGUGGGGAACAUUGAUGAAUUGAAUGAGAAAUUGGAGCUUGUUGUAUCUGAUGAGUUGAAAGAUCAACUACCUACAUUAAACAGCGAUGUUUUCCUUCAACUUGUAAACAAGAGCAUUUCAGCCCUCUUGGUGAAGAUGACUAAUGAUUAUAAACCAUGUUGGCGAGAAUUCUUCAACAUCAAUUGGCAAGAAUUGGAUUCAGUCAACGAUGUCUCUUCAUACAUGAUUGAUAUUAAAAAAAUUACUCAAGAUAACUUGAAAUUGAUUUUGCCCUUGAUUAUUCGUGAUAGUUAUGUACGCAAUUUCAAUGAUAAAUUGGUGGAGUUACUUGUGACUACAAUCGCCAACAAUUUGAAAUUUAUUAAACCAUUGACAACGAAUGGGUUGGAACAAUUGUUACUUGAUGUUAUAACACUCAAGGAUGUUUGUUUGAAUUUCCCUCGUUUGGCACAAAAGGAAACAACUAAAUCAUACACCAAAUUUGUCAAUUCUCAUUUCCAUGAAUUAGAAUCAAUAUUGAAAAUAUUGAUGGUUCCCCAAAAUAUGCCAGUGGAAAAUUUCAUUGAACUGUAUUUUGAGUUAAUUGGUGGUAAAUCAAUUGCUAACUUUACCAAAAUUUUAAAUUUGGCCAAGAUCGAAAAAUCAAAACAGUAUAAGUACAUUGAAAACUACAAGUUACAAUUAUCGAUUGACAAUGAUGACGAAAAUGGUGACGCAAAUACUACAUCACAUCAUAAUAAUCAAUUGUUGACUAAUUUAGAGGAUGACUUGGAUAACUUGUCAGCAUCAUCAACUCCAGUGAGUGCAACAACCCCUGGUCCAUUCUCAGCAGCUAAUCGCUCCACCGGGAACAAUAACAACAAUGGAUAUAGUUCUGGGAAGCUAUCCUCACCUGAUAUAAAAUCACCCAAGUUACUUCCUCGAAUGAAUCAAUUUGAAAAAAAUAUUAGAGAGUUGGCAUUAACAGGUGAAACGCACGUGAGUAAAUUUAAUGAAAACUUUAGAAGCAAUUUUGGCAAAUUGUUUAGAAAAGAAGAACGUUGA
Messenger RNA from Lodderomyces parapsilosis, 2421 nucleotides. It is a transcript of the gene VPS53, whose product is annotated as Vps53p. The record is from RefSeq and is a predicted model, not a curated record. The transcript has a single exon. Bases 1 to 2421 code for a protein of 806 amino acids. Lineage: Eukaryota; Fungi; Ascomycota; Pichiomycetes; Serinales; Debaryomycetaceae. Gene Ontology annotation, biological process: retrograde transport, endosome to Golgi. Gene Ontology annotation, cellular component: GARP complex.